AAGAGAAAAUCCUUUUAUUGCAAAGAAUGGAUGGAUCUGGCUUGUUAUUAAUUUAUUAGGUAAUCAUGGUAGCAUUUUAACAUAUAAUACUUUUAAGGGAAAUGCAAUAUUGUUUGUACUGACAGGCAAUAUAAUAGUAAUGAAGUCAGUUCCACAAGUAAUGAUUCAGUUAAUUAGGGACAUCCUGAUCUAUUCUACAGUUAUUCCACAAGAGGCUUCAUUAGCUACAGGUGGUUUUAAUGCAAAAUGCAAUAAUACAUUCUUAAUGAGUGCUUUCACUUCCAUUUGUUUCGCCAUCACACUUGAAGCGAAGAUACAUGCUGCAAGGAUACAGAAUCGGAAUCAGAAAUACUUUAAUUCCCGAGGGGAAAUUAUGAUUUGUUACAGUUGUCCCUAAGUAAAGAAUAGAGAAUUAAAAUAGUAAGAGUAUGAAAUAAAAGUGUGUAGAUAUAAAGCAACAAGUAAAAUGAAGUAGAAAUGAAAUGUGCUUUAAAAUAAAAAUAAAAUGUGCAUGAUAAUACAGUGUUUUAACAUUAGUAAUUAAGUCAUGACAUUUGAAUAUUAGAAUAAAAUAUAGAUCGUCACUGUGCUGAAGCUGUAAGUGUAAAAAUUAAACUACAAUAUAUACAUCAUUAGAAUAAAACAAUAAAAUUAGAGUAAACCUAAGAAAUAUGUACAGCUAUGCGCAUUGAUUCGACAGAAAUUUUGCAGUUAAAAUAAGAACCAUUUACCACUCUUUUCCAAUUCCACCCAAGGCUAAAGAAGUUCACUUUAAAGUAAUGAAUGAGCUUUACACAUGUAAUAACUUCUUAGGCCAAAGGUUUAAUUUGGAUUGGAAUAUUUGUACUUUCUGUAACUCAGAUAUUUAAACCCUGGAACAUCUUUUCUCUGUAAUGUAAUUAAACUAGGACCUUUUGGGAGUUUUUUUCAAUAUUGGCUGACUUUAAAUAAUACAAAUAUUACGACCCUAAGUUAUGAAAACAUAAACUUUGGUGGAGGACAAGAAAGCAGAGUUCGGGAUUCACAAUUCUUUUUUUUUUCUUUUUUUCGCAAAAUAUUUUAUUCACAAAUGUCGUUUUCUGAAAACUAUCCAUGCAUUUCCUGUGUUUUUAAGUUCGAUAAUUCUAUUCAUAAAAUGUGAGAAAUGCUGUAAAAGUGGAGAGGCCCUGCGGGUGUGUAAGUAUAUGCGCACCUAAAUUCCUUAAAUGACAACUAGUAUUUAGUUUUGAUUUUGUUUUAUCUUUCAUCAUUAUUUAUGUCGGCUUCAAAUUUCAUAUUCCUUUUCUCGACUAAAUAAAAUUAUUAUUUGAAAUAAACAAACCGAGUAUUUAAACCGAGUAGGCGCAGGGUUAUGACGUCAGCGUCAUCGCUUUGGCGCGAUGUCCAAACAAAUUUGAAAACCUGUGGCUUCAAACCGCCUGCUGACGGCAGGGAGAACAGGCUACAUCUUUGUCUUCAGAGGUCGACACUGUGGCUAAAGGGACUGUAGCCGCUACAGGGAUGUCGUGGGACUUUUUUGUGCCCGUGUGCGUGGGUGACCUGGUGAAGACUGGGGGGAUCAACCAGUAUGUCGUUCAGGAUGUGGUGCCCCCAAAACAGCUGCCACCUUAUCUCAGUAAAUUCAAGUCAGCACUGAGGAGCCGAGGGCCUUUGUGUAUAUUGGAGCACUUUGACACAGGCUACAGCGUGCUACAGCACUGCAACUCAGUGGAGCUGGGUGUGAAAGAGGAUACCCUGGAGUUACUCAUACAAGUGGUUAGUGGCCUGGCUGCUUCCCUGCCAGCACUUCUCACCUCCACCACCGUCUCUGCUGCAGAGCGCAAAGAGAAACUUAAUGCUGUUAAAAUGAGUGUCUACCUGCUCUGCAAACUCACAGAGACCUUUGAGAGUGACUCCUAUAGGCAGAGCAUUGUCACGGCACCUGGGAAGGGUGGUAAAAAAGGCAAAGGUGGUGGAGAAGGACUGCUGCAGUGGGACUCUGAGAGAGAGAGCGUGCUGCAGGCCCUCGUCCAGCUCUUCCAACUGGAUAUCCGUUCCCUCUGGAGCCUCUCCCUAGUGGAGGAAGAGUUCAUCAGCUGUGUGACCUGCUGCUGCUAUAAACUGCUUGAGAACCCAACCAUUGGCCAUGUCAAGACCAAGCCCACCAGGGAUUGUAUAAUACACCUACUGGGAGUGCUAAUCAAGAAGUACAACCACCUCCUGGGUGCAAGUGUGAAAGUGAUCCAGCUGCUGCAACACUUCGAGCAGUUGUCAUCUGUGUUCGCCCAAGCAGUGUCUGUGUGGAGCACAGAAUAUGGAGUCAGGGCGAUCAUAGGAGAAGUUAUAAGGGAGAUUGGUCAAAGGUCAAGUGAGGAGCUUGCCAGAGAGGCGUCGGGGGUCAAAGCUUUCGCCGCCUUCAUUGCAGAACUCGGUGCCCUGGUGCCUGAAUCAAUGAUCCCCAACAUAAGUGUGCUCAUCACACACUUGGAAGGAGAGAGUCACACAAUGCGUGUUGCUGUCUGUGAGGUGCUGGGAGAGAUCCUCGUGCGGGUCCUGUGUGGCGACGGGCUUGACGAGUCUGGGAAAGCUGACCGUGACCGCUUCUUUGACACAAUGCAGGAACAUCUGCAUGACACACAUUCCCAUGUCAGGGCACGUGUGUUGCAGGUCUACACACGCAUUGUCAACAGCAAAGCCCUGCCCCUGUGCAGGUACAGUGAGGUGAUGGAGCUCGCUGUAGGGCGCCUGAUGGACAAAUCUAUAAAUGUGGUGAAGAGUGCCAUUCAGCUGUUGGCAGCCUUCAUCGCACACAACCCCUAUAGCUGCAAGUUGAGCAGUGCAGAUCUGAAGAAACCGCUGGAGAAAGAGACCGCUAAACUCAGAGAGAUGAAAGAGAAGCUGGAGGGAAAAGCACCAGUGGCGGUGAUUAAAGCAUCUGAGCUGUGGGCAGCUAUGGAGCCUGAGCUGCUCGUCACUGUCAGGACCGAGCUGGAGCCCACAAGUGAAGCGGAGAGGGAGCAGGAGGAGGACGAUGAAGGGGAUGUGGAGGAAGACAAGGAGGCAGAAGACGACAGGACAACUGCGGUGAAGGUUGCUCAGUACCUGCGUGUCAACAAAUACAGGAAUGCCGUACGUCUUUGUAUAAGAGCCCACAGCUGCUUCCCUGAAUCUGAGAUGUUUGCUUCUCUGUCCACUCUCAAUGCUGAGACUUUAAUGGACACGCUGGCUCUGAUUUUCAAAGGUUCUGACGAGGACACCGCUGAGCUCAGUCAGAACUUGCCACCAACCCCACAGAAAGAGCCAGAAAAAGAGGGGGAGGAUGCGGAGCUGAAGAAGCAGGAGAUGUUGGUGCAGUACCUGAGAGACACGGAGACCUUCGCCUUACAAGUGGAGAGAGCCAUCUCUGUCAUUAACACCAUGCUCUACUGGAAAACCACUUCAGUGGUCCAGGAGGCUGUGCAGUUUUGUGUGACGGUUUGUGAGUUCAGCGUCGCCAACUCUGUGAGUGGGGUGAGGAAGAUGUUGCCAUUGGUUUGGUCAACUGACGCUGCCAUUAAAGAUGCUGUCGUUCAGGCCUACAGACGCCUGUAUCUGAACCCUCAGGGAGACACCAUCAAGAUGAAAGCCCAAACUCUGGUUGACAGUCUGUCAGAGCUGAUGGUGGAUGCAUCUCUGGGAACAAUCCAGUGUCUCGAGGAAAUAGUGCAGGAGUUCUUUGGCAGUGGCAGCAAUCUCCAGUCCACUGUAGUGCAGGUCUUGUGGGAGAGGUUUACCGGAAAACGGGAAACUUCUGGCUUACACAGACGAGCUGCAGUGUUACUGCUGGGCAUGGCUGCACGGGCAGAGAGGGAGGUGGUACUCAGUAAUCUGGAUACUCUUUGUUCCGUGGCUCUGGGGGAAAAAGUGACUGAAGACUUUCUUCUGGCAAGAGACACCGUUAUCACCAUCUGCAGCAUCACAGACCACGUCAGGCAAUCUAAAGGUGCUCCAUUCAGACUGCCCCAAGACCAUCAGCUCUUCACCUGCCUCACACAGGCCAUCGCUGAAGGUGUGGUGAUGGAAGACCCGUACUGGCAGAGCUUCAUGGAACAGUCCGUCCGUCUCAUCUACUUCCUGGCUGAAUCUCCUGACCAGCUGUGCUCCCGGCUGCUCCAGCGCAGCGCUCGCCUCUUAUCAGAUCAGAUUGCAGAAGGUGGCGACCUCAACAGGGACGCUGGCCAAAUGCAAGAUGGAUCUCAAGAGUCCAGUGAGCAAGGUGAACAAGUGAACUGUAUGUGUCUGGCCCAGCUGUUGGCUCUGUGUGGCUGCGUGGCUUUCUGGCAGGUGUCUCACCUUGAGCGCAGUGUGAGCGCUGAGCUGCGGAGGAGGAGAGGAGAGAACGAGGAGAGGGAGGAGAAGGAAAAGGGCCCAUCCAGCAAAGCUAAGCAGUCGGCUAAUGAGAGUGCCAUGGAGGAGGAGCUGGGGUUGAUUGGUGCCUCUGCUGAAGAUACAGAGGCUGAACUCAUCCGAAAGAUCUGCGAGACUGAAUUACUGGCUGAGGAGAACCUGCUGUGUGCGUUCCUUCCCCUGCUGGUGAAAGUCUGCAGCUCCCCAGGACACUACUCCCACCCGCAGCUCACCACUGCUGCAUGUCUGGCACUCUCUCAGUACAUGAUGAUAAGCCCAUCUGUGUGUGUAGAAAACAUCCGUCUCAUGUUCACGGUGCUGGAGCGCUCCACUCUUCCUGUGGUCAGGGCAAAUGCCAUAAUAGCCCUGGGAGACCUCACCGUCCGUUUCCCAAAUAUCUUGGAGCCCUGGACACAGAACCUCUAUGCCAGGCUCAGCGACGAGGUUCCUUCAGUGAGGCAGACAGCUGUGACAGUUCUAACUCAGUUGGUGCUUAAGGAUGUGCUCAAGGUCAAAGGUCAAGUUAGCGAGGUGGCUGUGCUGCUAAUUGACCCAGAACCUCACAUCACAAGCCUGGCCCUGAACUUCUUCAAUGAGCUAGCCUCCAAGGACAAUGCGAUCUACAACCUGCUCCCAGAUAUCAUCAGCCGCCUGUCUGACCCAGAGAGAGGCAUGACCUCUGAGGACUUCAACACCAUCAUGAAACAGCUAUUCUCCUACAUUACCAAGGAGAGGCAGACCGAGUCUCUGGUGGAGAAACUGUGUCAGCGCUUCAGGACUGCCAAGACGGAGCGUCAGUGGUGUGACUUGGCCAUGUCUCUGUCUCUGCUGUCCAUGUGUGAGCGCGGUUUCAAGAGGCUGCAGGAAUGCUGGGAGUGUUACAGCGACAAGUUAACGGAGCCUGGAGUCUACCAACCUCUGCUCUCCAUCAUGGCCAAGCUCCGCCGCGGGGCCAAAGCCCAGUUCAAGGCCCAGAUAGAUGAGUUUGAGAAGCGGCUGACUGCAGUUCACACACGGGGGCUGGAGAACGUGGAAAGUCCUGAGAUGGAUGAGGAGAACCAAAAAGAAGGAGGACCCUCUGAGAAGGCAGUCACGCACACACCUCUGCCCACCAGAGGUCGAACGAGAUCAAAAAGAGGUCAAGCAAAGCCCUCUGUUUCCAGCUGCGGCGAUGACAGUUUCGUUACGCCUCAGAAAUCUCGCAAGUCCAAGAAACCUGUGAUUACCUUCAGUAGUGAUGAAGAGGAGGAUGAAGAGGAUGCUGUAAUGGCUGAGAGUGAGACCCCGAAAGUGACGACACCCAUCGCCCGCUCAUCCCGACGAGCUCGCCUCAGAAACUGAUGUCUUCUGUUGUUUUGUCUUUUUUUCUGUGUUUCUUCCUUUAAUCUUUUGUCUGAAAUGAUGCGUUGCAUUUUUACAUGUUUUUACAUUUUAAUCUUUUUGUAUAUUUUUUUUUUUUUUU
Epinephelus fuscoguttatus (brown-marbled grouper) is the source of this 5827-nucleotide messenger RNA. RefSeq names its product non-SMC condensin I complex, subunit D2 (gene ncapd2). NCBI's taxonomy places the organism in Eukaryota, Metazoa, Chordata, Actinopteri, Perciformes, Serranidae. The coding region runs from base 1501 to 5706 and encodes 1401 amino acids. Gene Ontology annotation, biological process: mitotic cell cycle; meiotic chromosome condensation; mitotic chromosome condensation. Gene Ontology annotation, molecular function: histone binding. The record is from RefSeq and is a predicted model, not a curated record. The transcript is spliced from 32 exons. Gene Ontology annotation, cellular component: nucleus; condensed chromosome, centromeric region.